Messenger RNA from Chlorella variabilis, 573 nucleotides. RefSeq lists its product as hypothetical. The transcript has 5 exons. Gene Ontology annotation, biological process: DNA-templated transcription. NCBI's taxonomy places the organism in Eukaryota, Viridiplantae, Chlorophyta, Trebouxiophyceae, Chlorellales, Chlorellaceae. Gene Ontology annotation, molecular function: DNA-directed RNA polymerase activity; DNA binding. Bases 1 to 573 code for a protein of 190 amino acids. Gene Ontology annotation, cellular component: RNA polymerase II, core complex; RNA polymerase I complex; RNA polymerase III complex. The record is from RefSeq and is a predicted model, not a curated record.
AUGUUUCGGAUACGCAAGACGUGCCUGGAAAUGCUGGCUGACAGGGGCUACUUGAUCACCGAGGAGGAGCGUGACGCCACGCGGGAUCAGUUCACCGACAAGUACGGGCCAGACAUCCGGCGGGAGGACCUGACCGACGACCCCACCGAGCAGAUCUUUGUCUUCUUCCCGGAGGAGGCCAAGGUGGGGGUCAAGACCAUCAAGCUGCUGGCGGAGCGGAUGCGCAACGAGGGCGUGCAGCGCGCCGUCAUGGUCACCCAGGCCAACAUGACGCCCUUCGCCAAGCAGUGCCUGUCGGAGAUGGCGCCCAAGUACUACAUCGAGCUGUUCCAGGAGGCGGAGCUGCUGGUGAACAUCACCAAGCACACGCUGGUGCCGCAGCACCGCAUCCUGACGCGCGAGGAGAAGCAGACGCUGCUGGACCGCUACAAGGUCAAGGACACCCAGCUGCCGCGCAUUCAGUUCAGCGACCCCGUGGCCCGCUACUUUGGCAUGACGCGCGGCCAGGUGGUGCGCAUCGUGCGCCCCUCUGAGACGGCAGGGCGCUACGUAACUUACCGCUUGUGCGUGUGA